Fomitiporia mediterranea MF3/22 is the source of this 627-nucleotide messenger RNA. RefSeq lists its product as uncharacterized. The record is from RefSeq and is a predicted model, not a curated record. Gene Ontology annotation, cellular component: membrane. The transcript is spliced from 7 exons. The coding region runs from base 1 to 627 and encodes 208 amino acids. Lineage: Eukaryota; Fungi; Basidiomycota; Agaricomycetes; Hymenochaetales; Hymenochaetaceae.
AUGGGUAGACUGAACGUUCUGUGGGUUGGGCGAAUUGCUGUAUUCGCCGUCGUACUCCUUUUCUCUAUUAUCAUCCUUGGUCUCUCUGCGAACUAUAUCGCCCAGUUGGCCAAUUUCGGAGUUGAUGCUCCUGCCUUCGCUGCGCUCGCUCUUGCAAUUUCCCUCAUCACGUUCUUGGCUUUCGUGCCAAUGCUUGCCAUUGACUUCAUUAGGAGUGGCGCAAUAACGUCCUGGGUGGCCAUUGAGCUGGGUGUCACGGGCCUUCUGGCGAUCUUGUGGUUGGCGUCAGCCGCAACUACAGCUUCUGCAAGUGACGGACAGACCGUGGAUUGCAGUGUCGCCGACAGAAUAGACAGCACCGCUGGUACGCUCUGUCACUCAUACCAAGCCAUUGAGGCGUUCGGUUUCCUGAACUGGAUCAUCCUCACGAGUUACUUUUCCGGCCUCCUCGUUAUGGCAAUCCUUGCUCAACUCAGGCAGAACAAGCCUUGGACGGGUACAGUGCGCGAUACGAACUUCUUUGCUAGGAAGACUGUUCCCGCUGCUGCACCAAUGCAGGCGCCGAUGCAACAGCCGUGGCCCACGAACGCGUACCCACCUGCUCAGGGUCAGCCCGUGCAUGUGUAG